Molecule: messenger RNA, 1713 nt
Organism: Blepharisma stoltei
Lineage: Eukaryota; Ciliophora; Heterotrichea; Heterotrichida; Blepharismidae
Source: the annotation of a GenBank genome assembly
AUGGCCUUUGUCAGGAGAAAUUUCGGACUUUUUGGCAAAAUUUUCGGAAAAACAGAAAAAGAAGCACCUAAACUGAAAGCGAAAACGGCAGCAAUUGCCCAGCCGCUGGCAGAGCAUAAGGCAAUAGAAAUUGACUGAAAAACUCCGAAAAUCCAUGUUUCGACCUUAAAAAAUGGGCUGAAAAUUUUAACAGAGUCUUCAGGUUUUCCAGCUCAUGUUCAUUUAGGAGCUAUUAUUGAUAUAGGAGUGAGGGAAGAAACCAAAGAAAAUUCAGGCGCUUUGAUGGGGCUCAAGCAUACUUAUCUUACAAAAGCAGAUGAAAUUAAGAAUUUUAGCAUGCUUCAGAUGUCAGGAGGGGAGCUUGCAAUGGACUAUGACCAGGAACAAACUCUUUUCCAGGGUUAUUGCAUGUCUCAUGAUGUAGUUGAUUAUUUGCAAUUGAUAAAAACAUGAUUAUAAUAUGGAUAAUUUUAACACCCUCAGCGAUUUUAUAAUAUAGUUUAUUUUUUCCCAUUAAACAAUGGAAGGAGCACCCUAAGUUAGGCUAGAGAGGCUGGUCCUUGUAUUUUCGGAGGCAAAAGGGUUACUACUUGGCACUGCAAGGAUGAGCCCUUAGACAAACUGGGAGGCUUUCAAAGCAGAUUGAAAUUUCACCUAAUAUAGGGUACUCAGAAUAAAAAGGCGGGGGCUAAUAACCCUAUGGUAGAAGACACCACUUUAUUGAGUAAGAUUAAAACAUCAUUAAGAGAUGAAAGAAAUCAAGAAGAUGAGGAAAAACUGAAAAUCAGGCUAGAAGAGCUGUGAAAACUAAGGGAGAUGUCACUGACUAAUGAGCAUAGACUAUUAGAGCUGACUCUAGAUGUGGCUUAUGGAAAUAGCGGGGUUGGAAUGCCUUUGCAUGGAAGCAUAAGCAGCAAAUUGACGCUUCAAGAGCUGAAUAGCUUUGAACGAAAAUUAACAAUCCCUGAAAAAACAGUUCUUUUUGCCUCAGGAGUGAGAAAUCAUCAAGAAUUUGAAGACCUUGCAAAUCAAUACUUUGGAGACCUCCAAUCUACAUCUCCCUACAAUAGAGUUCCAAGCCCAUAUAUAGGUGGCGAGCAUAGAGAAAUUUGUGCGACUGAAAUCACUUAUAUGAGUCUUUCCUUCAAAGGAGCCUCCUGGACUGACAAAGAUAUGAUCGCCUUACAGAUCCUAAAAACAGCCAUAGGAGAAGCAGGGAUUUUUAAGUCAGGCUUAAAUUUAGGUAAAGGACUGCUCACACACUCCUAUACUUCUUUUAUGGACAAAGGCAAAUAUUUAUUAGGAGUCCGCUGCAUUAAUAUGAAUUUCAGUGAUACAGGGAUAUUUGGGAUUAUGCUUGCUGGGGUUAAUUCCCACACUUUUAACAUGUCAAAUGAUAUCAUAUCAGAAUUUCAAAAUUUGCCAAAUAUUUCAGAUGAAGAAAUUUCCCGAGCCAAAAAUUUACUAAAAACACAGAUUUUAUUCCUAAAAGAGCAAACUGGGAAAAGGCUGGAAGAUACUGCCAAAAUGUAUCUUGUGCUUGGAAAAACACCUGAUGAGCUGGAUUGGAUGAAAAUGAUUGAUAAUGUUACAACUGAUCAAAUAAGAGAAGCUGCCAGAAGGGUCACUAAGUCAAAGCCUACGUUAAUUGUACUAGGAACGCCUUCACAAGUGAUCCCAAAAAUUGAAGAAAUAGCUGAGAGGGUUUCUUAA